Podospora bellae-mahoneyi is the source of this 1205-nucleotide messenger RNA. RefSeq lists its product as uncharacterized. Bases 1 to 930 code for a protein of 309 amino acids. The transcript has 3 exons. The record is from RefSeq and is a predicted model, not a curated record. NCBI's taxonomy places the organism in Eukaryota, Fungi, Ascomycota, Sordariomycetes, Sordariales, Podosporaceae.
AUGACUAUCUUGGACAAGUUCUCGCAUCGGGUACAGACAUCGUCGUUGAAUAUCCUCCAAAGACUUCCUAGGCCCUGCAACGUCUUCUCGGAGCACCUGGUAAAGGAGGCACAGCCAGAAGCGGUUGCUCAAAUACCAGAGGGCGAAGAGAAGGAAUGCCUUGAACACAAGCUGGAGGAUAGUGAAGAGGAAUGGGCAAUCCACCGAGAUGGCGGAGCGUGUAAUAUAGAGGCAGUUACCUGCAACUUCCACUGUCAGCACCACGAAGAACUCAGACAAGCACUCCAGCGACAGAUCAACGAGGGCAAGGAGAGGGUCGAAGGGUGCUAUCAGAGACUGCCCUUUGAAGAGUUGGAGAGCGAGCACUUCCCGGGUGGAAGCGGAGAAGCCUUGGAGGCUCUCAACUUCCACAACUCCGUCAUCGCCCGCCGCUACCUGGUCAUGAUGAUAUUUUACCCCAACCCUUAUCCUACGUGGUGUGAACCCGAGGAUGGCCACUUUCAAUACAUCCGCUCUCUGCAGUGGCGUCGGGACGCACUGGUUGAUUUCGUGCGGGAGUGGAGGGAGAAAGAGGGCUUCGACCUUUCUGCCUACAAGUCGGUGGAAAGAUGGGUUGCUGAUUUGGCUGAAGAGCAUCAUCUCUUUGACCAGCCUGAACGGGACUUGCCAAGAGAAGGAAUGGAAUAUGGCUGUGAUUCGAAGGGUGUUCUCGCCAAGAUUGUGGAAAGGACCCACGAGCAUGAUCCCCGCCAGGAGAAACCACAAAAGCCGAAAUCAUACGUGCGGACAGAAGAGGAGUGGAAUGAGUGGAUUGAAAAGACGAAUAGGGAAUAUUGUCUUGAUACUAGCCGUGACAAGGAGGAGGCUGCUAGACAACUUGAAUGGGCCGAAGAAUCGGUCGAUUUUGUGCUAGAUGAAACUCCCUGGUAGAGGCCCGAUGGCUUUUGGAGUGCUGAACACAUACCUUGGAUAACAUGUUGAAUGUAUUUUUUGCGUUUACUCUUUCUGGCAUAUUAUACAUUAUAACCUCACUUUACUGUUUUGCGACGAUUGAGCCCUGGCUUAGGGGCUUUGGCCCUUUUUUUUUUUUCCUUACAAGGUGUGUUUGGAGGACUCCAAGUUAUUCAAGGUUGGACAACAUUUUUUAACGUUUUUGUUUCAAACUAUUGGGUGAAGAUUUUCUCGAGUUACUAAUAAACAUCCUG